Messenger RNA from Schistosoma rodhaini, 2982 nucleotides. The record is from the annotation of a GenBank genome assembly. NCBI's taxonomy places the organism in Eukaryota, Metazoa, Platyhelminthes, Trematoda, Strigeidida, Schistosomatidae.
GGUUUCAUUUGGAAUUUCACUUGUUUACGCUUUAACCAAUAUAGUAAUGAAAGAAAUACCUGUCACUGUUAGGAAGAUAUGACCAGUUCAUUUCUUAUUAACUUGUCGUUGAAUCUCGAAUUAAUUUUUACAAUUCUUGGGAGACUGUAUUAAAGAAAGCAGAAUUAAGGUGUUGAUCACCUAUACAUACCUUGUGGACUUUUAAUUUUCGCAACAAUAUCUAUCAAUUUUGGAAAUUUGAAGAUUUCUAAUGUUAGUUGAGUUAAUCUGAUAUCGUCUUUGACAUGGAUUAUUUAAGAAAUAUCAUAUUAUAUCUUAGCUUUUCUGGGGGAUUUAUAUUAUUCUAUUGUCUACGUCAUACCAUGAUGGGACGCUUUUUAAAAUUUCUGCUUUUGAAACCGGCAUCCGUAAUCUGGGUAAUUAUGCCGUUUGCUGUCAGGAAAAUGAUUUCAGAAACAAUCCUUUGGUUCUUAUUUGAGAGGCAUUGUGUUUAUCAAGUCGUUUAUUUAAGCUGUCUUGUUUUUGGACAUUAUAUAUUGAUAAUGGAUGUUAUAACUGUGCUCUAUCGGUAUUCGUGGUUAGAGAAUAAUCUGUUUCUUGGAUCUGGAUGUUUAUUCCUUAAUGGUGUGUUAUAUAUGUUGUUGUGUUUUAGUGAUCCAGGUUUUAUAACAUCACGAAAUAAGUCAGUUUAUGCAAAUAUUUAUGAAUACGAUAAUUUUAUUUAUUCACCUAAACAAUGCACAAUAUGCUGUCAUAUAAUUCCAGCUAGAUCUAAACAUUGUUCUCGAUGUGACCAUUGCAUAUUUCGAUUUGAUCAUCACUGUGUUUGGACAAAUUGUUGUAUUGGUGGUCAAAAUCAUGGACUUUUCAUAACAUUUUUAUUAUCUUUAUGUCUAAUGAUUGUCAAUGCCUUGUGGUUAAAUUGUCGUAUGCUUUAUUUAUUCUCUGUUCAUGAAAAUUUAUGGCAAGCUCAUUAUUUAGAUGAAUAUGAUCAAAUUCACCCAAUGGAUUGGUUAACAUUAUUACAACAUUUGUUCAUGACAUUUCCUCGUGUUAUAGGGAUGACUGGCAUAUUAAUUGUAGCUGUAAUGUUAUUAAUUAAUUAUCUAACAUUUCAUAUCUGGCUUAUUCUGAUCAAUUGUACAUCAUAUGAGUAUUUUCAAGGGAAGAAGUUGAUCACUAGUGAAAAUUGUUCAACUAACUACAAUGAUAAUGAUGAUGAUGACAAGGAGAAGAGUGAAAAGACGAUAAACAAAAAGCCUCAUUUUCCUUCUACUUCAUUAUUCGACAGCAAAAUGGUGACGAUGAUGACAGCAAAGACAAUGAUGCCUUCUACCGUAAGACGACGAUUAAAGUCUGAUCAUAGGUUAAGAGGACAAAAUCCAACCAGUACUUAUAAUAAUUAUCGAAAUUUCUACAAUAAAGGUAUUAGGAAUAAUUUAUUGGAAAUGUAUACACAAACUACAACUUAUUCAUUAAGGGAGUUGAAACAUCGUUUACCUGUACAGCUGGCAUUUAAAACUCGUUAAACAUCGUCCUUUCGACUGAUAGAUUUUUUUUACAAAAGCCGUUGGUUUUUAAUUUAUUUUUAGUGUAACUGUAUUUUCUCAAUUCUGUUUGAUUGAUGUCAAUGCUAUUCAUAUUGUCUAAGUAAUUAUAACAGUUUUUCUUAUAAACAUGGACUGAUAAAUAAUUGAUAUCCUUAUUGCUAGCUAGAUUCAUUGAAUAUUUAGCAACCGAUGGGUAUCACUUGUGUUCAUGUCUUAAUGUCAGUUGUUUCAUGUAAUUUGUUAAUCAUGUCUUAUAUAUAUAUUCUGAAAAUAAUAAUUACGUAAUUCACGCCAGUUUACAGGCAUGAUCAGUUUGAUAUAAAUAGUAACAUUAAAUGUAGAAAGCAAUCAUGUAAUAUAAGACUGUUUUAAGUUUACUAGUUCAAAUAUUGUUUAGGUAGUACAUUUAUGACAUGUAUUGCGGCAAUGAAAUGCACCAGCCAAGCUCUUUUAAUUCUUCUUAAGUGGACAUCCUGUUGAUAAAAUCAGUUCCAAGAAUCCGUAGAGUAAAUCGUUUUUUUACUGACUCCAACCUUAAUUUAUCCUUUGUGUGCACACUACUUAGAAUAAACGUUCAGUACUCUAGGAGUGGUCGAACACAAAUUUUGUACAUCAAGAUACGUGACUCGUUGUUAUAAAGGUUUCGAGUUAUGUAACCCAUAAUACGUUGAGACAAGGAGAUCUGUUUCAAUGCCUGUUUUGUAAAUGACAUAUCGCAGGAGUACCUAAGUCCCAAGUCUACUACUGUUUGUAACUUAGAUAACACCUCACAAUUUAUGGUAAGAUCUAAGUAGAGUGAUGUAUUACCGAAGCAUAUCCAUCCACAUUUAGUUGCGUUUAGCUCCAGCUGCAUUUUGAGCACCACUGCUUUACCUUGUUAAGCUCCAUGCUGAUGCAAUUUUGCAUAUUGUUCAGCUCAUGUAGAGAAAAUGAAUACACUACUUUAAGAUCAUCUGCUUACAGAAGGGGCUUACCUAUACAAAACAUUCACGAAUAUCAUUGAUAAAAUCUAAAAAAAAGCAAACAGCCCAAGGCACUACCUUGCAUUACAACACUUCUGACAGGGACAGCGUUCGCAAAGGAAGAGUUAAUUUUAACUAUUUGAUAUCGAUAGCUGAGGAAGGAAUCAAACCACCGAGCAGAGUGUUUUGGACCCCGUAACAUGCUAGUUUCUCUAUGAGACGGUUGCUAACCACGUCGAAGACUAGAUAUCCUUGGUUAUUAUUUAUUUGAGCACAUAAACAUUGGUACAAAGGGGAACCGAAUGCAUAUGCACCAUGCAAGUCACUUGAUUUGUGAGUGAGCUAUGAUACUGCCCGUGUGCCCAAACCGAAACAAGUGAUUUUCUUAGGAGGCCACUCCCCGAGCCUUUGGCCUACAGAUCUAAUCCACAAGGCAUUGGAGCAAGGUAAGGAGAUGCAGUCCCAUGGUA